UGUGGUGAUUGCCCUGAUCCUUUGGAACCACUAACGUAUCAAGAUCCGGAUCCGAUACCUUAAUUUCCGGAUUUACUUAAUUAAACACAGUUGAGCGGAGGCGGGCGAGUAAACACUCGGUCAACAAGGAGAGUGAAGUGGAAUCUCCACCGCCGACUCGUUCGUAAGCGGGGGCGAGGUUAAUCUCUCCCCGCUCCAAACCCUAACCUCAACCUCUUCCAGCAAUUUUUGAUCGCUCCCUCUCGAUCUUCAUUCAUUCGAAGAAUUGGUUCUUCCUCCAUCCCGAGACCUGAAUUCUUGAUCUAUAGAUUGUUAUUGCCGGAAAUUGGGGUCCGCGAGGCGCCGACCGAUGGAGGGGGGAGCGACCGGUGGGACGGACGUGGAGUUGGUCUCCAAGACGCUGCAGUUCGAGCACAAGCUGUUCUAUUUCGAUCUGAAGGAGAAUCCCAGGGGGAGGUACCUCAAGAUCUCCGAGAAGACUUCGGCCACAAGGUCCACCAUCAUCGUCCCCGUCGAUGGCAUCGUCUGGUUCCUCGAAUUGUUUGGCUACUACAUCAGCACGGACGAGCAGGACGUCUUCAGCAAGGAGCUCAAGCUUGAUUCCAAGGCGUUUUACUUUGAUGUUGGUGAGAACAAAAGGGGGCGUUUUUUGAAGAUAUCAGAGGCAUCUGUUAACAGAAACCGGAGUACAAUCAUUGUUCCUGCAGGAAUUUCUGGUGAAGAAGGAUGGGUAGCAUUUAGAAAUGUUUUACAAGAGAUACAUGAAGAGGCUUCACGGCUAUUCAUGGUACCAAAUCAGCAACAUCUGGAAGCUCCAGAACAUCUCCCUGGACUUUCAGAUGAUGUCGGUGCUGGAUUCAUAUCAGGCCACAGUGCCCAAUCAUCCUCUGGCUCAGAGUUGAAUGCUGAUCGAUUGGUUGAUGUGCACACGCACAAUGAGAUUGGAGGCAUGGGGAUGUCUAAAUUAAUUAGGGUAGAUCAGAAGAGGUUCUUCUUUGAUUUGGGAAGCAACAACAGGGGACACUUCUUGAGGAUAUCUGAGGUUGCCGGAGUUGAUCGCUCAUCAAUCAUCCUCCCCCUGUCUAGUCUGAAGCAGUUCCAUGAAAUGAUUGGCCAUUUUGUAGCGAUAACCAAGGACAGGCGUGAUGUAACAACCGGUGCAGAUGUUCGGACACUGGAGCCUGCACAAAUGUAGGUAGUAAUCAGAACGGUGUGGUCUUCUUCACACCAUGUUCUUGUGUCUCAAUUCAACUGCCUUGUGAAUUUAGACCUUGCGCCUUUUGUAGAUGAUGCUCUUUUCGUAUUCGUUUGUGGUGAACAAUAAUCUUUGUUUGACAUUCCAUGGUGGAUGGGUUGAUGUUGUCUCGAAGCUUUCUUUGGGUGAAGAAUAAUAUGGACAUGAUUAUUGUAGCUUGUGCAUCCGGUUGCAAAACUGCUGGUUGCAUGUCUUGAAUCAAUAAUUAAGCUUUCUGUUUAAUUCA
This is a messenger RNA of Musa acuminata AAA Group (dessert banana), 1481 nucleotides long. RefSeq names its product transcription factor Pur-alpha 1-like. The transcript has 5 exons. Gene Ontology annotation, cellular component: nucleus. Gene Ontology annotation, biological process: regulation of transcription by RNA polymerase II. Lineage: Eukaryota; Viridiplantae; Streptophyta; Magnoliopsida; Zingiberales; Musaceae. The coding region runs from base 350 to 1195 and encodes 281 amino acids. Gene Ontology annotation, molecular function: DNA-binding transcription factor activity, RNA polymerase II-specific; purine-rich negative regulatory element binding; RNA polymerase II transcription regulatory region sequence-specific DNA binding. The record is from RefSeq and is a predicted model, not a curated record.